Pleurotus ostreatus (oyster mushroom) is the source of this 1488-nucleotide messenger RNA. RefSeq lists its product as uncharacterized. Gene Ontology annotation, molecular function: transmembrane transporter activity. The transcript is spliced from 17 exons. The record is from RefSeq and is a predicted model, not a curated record. Gene Ontology annotation, biological process: transmembrane transport. The coding region runs from base 1 to 1488 and encodes 495 amino acids. Gene Ontology annotation, cellular component: membrane. NCBI's taxonomy places the organism in Eukaryota, Fungi, Basidiomycota, Agaricomycetes, Agaricales, Pleurotaceae.
AUGUCUCUGCCUUCGACGUCACAAACAACCGUCGCGGAGAAGGAUAAUGACACAUCGAUCCGUCGCUCCUUGAGCAAUCUAUCGAAGGAUGAAGAGCAGGCUGUAUCACUUACGCCAGCAGACCGUACACGUGUGCUGAGGAAAUUGGACCUUCAUUUAUUGCCCUUCGUGUCAUUGCUCUUUCUGUUGGCAUUCCUCGAUCGAAGUAACAUUGGCAAUGCUCGUGUCGCUGGUAUGGCUCGCGACUUGGAUCUCCACGGCCUUCGAUACAAUAUUGCAGCAGCAGUAUUCUGUAUUCCAUUUGCGCUUGCAGAGAUCCCUUCUAAUGUCAUGCUCAAGCUUUUCAGGCCGUCGAGAUGGAUACCUUCUAUCAUGGUCGCCUGGGGGCUCGUAAUGACUCUUAUGUGCCUAGUCAACACAUACGAAGGACUUGUCAUUGCUCGUGUGUUCCUUGGUUUAACCGAGUCUGGCCUGUUCCCGGGAAUCUCUUACUACCUGUCGUUGUGGUAUCCUAAGCGUAACUUGGCUGUCCGGAUUGCGGUCUUCUUCGGUGCCGGGACUAUCGCAGGUGCUUUCGGCGGGAUAUUGGCAUAUGGAAUCGAGCACAUGGAAGGCAUCGGUGGCCUCCACGGAUGGCAAUGGAUCUUCUGCCUCGAGGGAUUGUUUACCAUUCUCGCCGCUCUCUUAACUUUCUUCUUUAUGCAUGAUUACCCUGAUCAAGCAUCUUUCCUCACAUCUCUGGAACAAGAACAUCUAACACUGAUGUUACAAGAAGAGCGCUCUGCCACACAAGCUCAAUUCAACAGAGAAUUUGUCUGGGAAGCCCUGAAAGAUUACAAAGCGUAUUUGCAAGUUGGUAUACAAUACGGCAUCCUUAUCACCGCUCAAUCAAUCAUGCUCUUUGCUCCGACCAUUGUUAAUCAACUAGGAUAUACAGCGGCUCGAGCGCAGCUCCUCAUCGUCCCGAUUUUCGUUGCCGGAUGUCUAGCAACCGUUAUCGUCGGAAUACUGUCUGACAAGUACAACUCUCGGGGGCCGUUCAUCGUUGGUGGCUGCAUUGUAUCUAUUGUCGGCUACAUCGUUCUAUACACUCACAAAACCCCGGCUGUGGGCUACGUUGGCGCCAUCAUCGGAUCUAUGGGCGCAUACCCCUGUGUUCCCAUAAACCUAGCUUGGGCAGGCGGAAAUGCAAGUGGAUCGGAUUUGAAACGGGGCGUCGUACUUGCCAUGGUCAUUGGGCUUGGAAACCUUGGCGGAAUUUGCGCCGCCUUCAUUUAUUACGAUGGACCACAGUUCCACGUUGGUCAUGGAACUAUAAUGGGUUGGCUUGGUCUAUCCUGCAUUUUGAGCCUUGUCGCAAUGUGGGACUGCCGGCGUUCUAAUAAGAUUAAGGAAGCCAUCUGCAAGGCAGAAGGUAUCGACGAGAAUCGGAAGCAAGAGUUCGCUCAUCUGGGCGAACAGAGUCCCUUGUUCCGCUACACUAUUUGA